AUGGAAAGAAACCAGACACAGGUCACAGAAUUUCUCCUUUUGGGCCUUGGAAACCUCCACAGAUUCCGAAUUCCGAUGUUCAUAAUUUUUCUUACUGCUCACAUUAUGGCCUUAACCAGCAAUAUCCUUGUUAUCGUCUUGGUUGUGGUCAACAAGAGUCUCCACUCUCCUAUGUACUUCUUUCUCAGCCAGUUGUCCACAUGUGAACUCCUCUUCACUAGCAAUCUUGUGCCCAACAUGCUGUGGUUAAUAUUGAAAAGUGGUGGAAAAGUAUCCAUUGGCAGAUGUAUUGCUCAAUUUUUUCUGCUUGCAGUUCCGACCAUUACUCAGUGCUUGGUGCUGGCCGCUAUGUCUUUUGAUAGGUAUGUGGCCAUCUGCAAACCUUUACAUUAUACCAUCAUCAUGACUUUUGGACAUCAGCGUCAGAUAGUCAUCUCCUGCUGGUUGGUGGGCCUCACACUCUCUUUUGUACUUUAUGUUUUCUUAAAACGGUUACAAUUUUGUGACCUCAAUGUCAUCAACCAUUUUUUUUGUGACAUUCCUCCACUUGUGCAGAUUUCAUGCUCUGACACAUACUUUAUGAAGCUGCUCACUUCUCUCAUUUCUGGUUCAGUUGUUCCUUUUCCGUUCAUGUUCAUCGUCGUCACUUACAUCUUUAUCCUCAAAGCCAUCCUGAAGAUCCCGUCCACCACUGGAAGAAAGAAAGCCUUCUCUACCUGCAGUUCCCAUCUUAUUGUGGUUUGUACCUACUAUGGCACUUUGUCUACAGUCUACAUCUUGCCACCUAGAGAGAGCUCCGUAAACACCAACAAGGGUCUGUCUUUGCUUUACAUCUUGGUGACUCCAUUGUUCAAUCCUUUAGUCUACAGUUUACGGAAUCAGGAUAUAAGAGCUGCUGUUAUUAGAUCUCUCAAAAUGUUGAGUUUACAAAAACUGUAA
Messenger RNA from Rana temporaria (common frog), 939 nucleotides. Its product is annotated as olfactory receptor-like protein OLF1. Gene Ontology annotation, biological process: G protein-coupled receptor signaling pathway. NCBI's taxonomy places the organism in Eukaryota, Metazoa, Chordata, Amphibia, Anura, Ranidae. Gene Ontology annotation, molecular function: olfactory receptor activity; G protein-coupled receptor activity. The coding region runs from base 1 to 939 and encodes 312 amino acids. Gene Ontology annotation, cellular component: membrane. The transcript has a single exon. The record is from RefSeq and is a predicted model, not a curated record.